Ogataea philodendri is the source of this 996-nucleotide messenger RNA. RefSeq lists its product as uncharacterized. The coding region runs from base 1 to 996 and encodes 331 amino acids. Gene Ontology annotation, biological process: regulation of peptide transport. The transcript has a single exon. Lineage: Eukaryota; Fungi; Ascomycota; Pichiomycetes; Pichiales; Pichiaceae. The record is from RefSeq and is a predicted model, not a curated record.
AUGUCCUCAUUGACUGUCACAAGCAGCGCCCUUGAACGGGCCAAAAGGUCGCGUGAUUGGUCUUUGGGGCUUAUCUUUCUGCUUUGUGUUGUGUGCCUUUGGGUCCUGUCGUCUGUGCUGCUAAACGACCUUUUUGAAAAGGACAUAUACUCAAAGCCGUUUUUCAUCACAUGGAUCAACACCGCGGCUUUUGCGCUCUACCUCAUUCCUUACCAUAUUCUAGGCCCUCUAGAACAGGAACACACUAACGAUCAUUUGCCUUUAACUCCAAAAGAAACUAUCCAGCUGGCAUUCUGGUUCUGCACACUGUGGUUUCUUUCUAACCUUGUCAACAACGCUUCUCUACUUUAUACAUCUGUGUCUUCGCAAACCAUUUUGUCCUCAACAUCUUCCUUCUUUACAAUACUGAUUGGCGCACUGUUCGCCAUAGAGAGAAUAAACAACACGAAAAUUGUGUCUAUUGUUGUGUCAUUUCUCGGUGUUAUCCUCGUGACCAAAAACGACGACCCAUCAGUUUCCAAGACCAGAGACUCUGUCAUCUUGGGUAAUGUACUUGCAUUAUCUGGGGCAUUACUUUACGGAAUCUACUCAAUCCUGCUGAAGCUGAAAAUAAAGAACGAUAGCAGGAUUGACAUGAGACUGUUCUUUGGGUUUGUGGGAGUGUUCAACCUGCUAUUUUUGUGGCCUCCGCUCAUUUUACUGGAUAUAAUGGGAGUGGAAACAUUUGAGCUACCGAGAAGCCCAUAUGUUUUCUUUGUCGUGAUCUUCAAUUGUGCUAUUUCAUUUUUGGCAGAUUUCCUUUGGGCCCGUGCAAUGCUUCUAACCUCGCCGUUGACUGUAACUCUUGGACUGUCGUUGACUAUCCCCGUGGCUAUGGUGUGUGAUUUUGUUUUCAAACAUAAGCUAAAUUCAUGGGUGUACAUAUUGGGAGCGUUACUGAUAUGUUUAUCAUUCUAUUUCGUUAACAAGAGCGAAAGUGAAGAGGAGGAGAUCUAG